CAAGAUAGUUAUCUUGAUGUAAAAUCACACCUCACUAUUCACUUUCUCCAGACCAUUCAUGAUUGUAUAGACCAUAGCGUUCCUGUCAUCUGUCGCUCUCUUUUUAUAAGGCCUCAUGUGCUUCUCAGGUACAGCAUGGAGAGCAGCAGGCUUCCCACACUGCCUCAGUGUUCCUCAGACCUGACCUGAGGUCUCCACUCCAAAGAGGCAAGAAUAUAGUUUUGUCUCCAGGGCUGUUGAAUUUUUGACACGCUGUGCAGAGACCGGUGAUGUAGCCAUCUCCACCAGCGGCUGGAGCCACCAAACAUAAGACACUAAACAGCUGGCAGAGGGUCAGUCACUGUCAACCUGAACUGGAUUCAAACCUAUGAAGUGGAGAAUGUAACAGAAGGGUCUCUUGAAAAGUUUACCACCAAAGGUGGCAACAGUACCAAUGUCUGCCAUGCCGCAUACCACAGAUAACCCAGUCAACAUGAGUGACUACGAGUACCAAUACUUAGACGAGGAGGAUUACAUCCAGGGAGUGCUUUGCACAAAGGAAAAUGUCAAGGCGUUUGGCAAGGUGUUCCUGACAGUGCUCUAUACAAUAGUGAUUCUGCUUGGAUUGGCCGGGAACUGUCUACUCUUUGCCAUCUUGAUCAAAUAUACCAAGAACAAGAAAAUGACCGAGGUGUAUCUGCUGAAUCUGACCAUUUCAGACCUUCUUUUUGUGGUAACCCUUCCCUUCUGGGCCACAUACGCAGCUUCUCAGUGGGUGUUUGGGAAUGCCUUCUGCAAGAUCAUAAGUGUCAUCUACACCACCAACUUCUACAGUGGCAUCUUCUUCGUCAGCUGCAUGAGUCUGGACAAAUACCUGGAGAUUGUUCAUGCUUGGUCCAAGAAAAACUUAAGGGCCCCAAGAAAGAGCUUCCUUGUCUCUUCAGUGGUGUGGGUUAUUUCCAUAGUGCUGUCUAUUCCUGACUUUUUCUUCAUGGAGGUGCAGGAUCUCCACAAUGGGAGACGAGUUUGCCACCUCGACUAUGGCCGGCACCACUCCAUCUGGCGGCUUCUCUUUCAAUUUCAGCAAAUCCUGCUAGGCUUCUUCCUUCCAUUCCUUUGCAUGGUGUUCUUCUACUCCCGCGUAGCUUGUGUUCUCACUACAUUAAUGUCUCCUGGCAAGAAGAGAGCUCUCCGCCUGGUCGUUAUUUUGGUGGUAGUUUUCUUUGUGCUGUGGUUCCCAUACAACAUUACUCUCUUUCUGCAUUUGUUGCAAAACCUCCAUGUGAUUAAGGGUUGUGAAACUAGCAAGCACUUGGACUAUGCUAUGCAAGUGACUGAGAGCCUUGCCUUUAUUCAUUGUUGCCUCAACCCCGUGCUGUACGCUUUUGUGAACAAACGGUUCAGGUUACACUUAAAGAAGAUUUUUGGGGCCAUCUUCAAGAGGCAAGAUUUCUUUGUUCUCCAGAUGUCUGAGACAAGUCGUUCUACUAGUAGGUGCACUGACCAUGUAGAAAUGACAAGCAUCACGAAUGUGUAAUGAAUAUUUAGAGAAUUUCAUUGCUGUACAAAUUUUAUCAUCACAUAUUGUACUGUUUCUGGCAAUGGAGUGAUGUAUGGAUGAUGUAUGGCUAAUGUAUUGGGGAGUGAGGGUAGCUCAGUGGUUUAAGCAUUGGCUUGCUAAACCCAGGGUUAUGAGUUCAAUCCUUAAGGGGGGCCACUUAGGGAUCUGGGGCAAAAAUCUGUCUGGGGAUUGGUCCUGCUUUGAGCAGGGGGUUGGACUAGAUGACCUCCUGAGGCCCCUUCUGACCCUGAUAUUCUAUGAUAAGUAGUUGGAGCACAGACCUGGGAAUCAGCUCUGGCAUUGACUCCUUCCAUCAUCUUGGGGAAAUCACAACCUGCCCGUGCCUCAGUUUCCCUAUCUGCAAACUCAUGGGGAUGGAAAUAAUUUGUUGGGAGGAUUUUUCUAGAAUGGAGUAAUCCCACUGAAGUGAGGAGUCAUUUUGCAUUUAGUUCACUAAACUUCUAGAAAAGAUCUCUAAGAGGGGCCUUGUUUUGUUACAGCUCAGUCAAUACUGUAUUUUCAUGUUAAAUCUUUUAAAAAACCUUUAUAUAAUGAAACACUGCAUGUUUAGCAAAUGUUCAAAGUAUGAGGGAAAAGUCGUGGGGUGGGGGUGUUCUUAAGAUAGGCUCUCUCUGAGUUUCAUGCAGUCACAAAGCGAUGAUUUUUGUCUUUUACAAUCAGUACAUGGAAUAAAAUACUUGUUAUA
Molecule: messenger RNA, 2246 nt
Organism: Malaclemys terrapin pileata
Lineage: Eukaryota; Metazoa; Chordata; Testudines; Emydidae
Product: atypical chemokine receptor 2-like
Exons: 2
Coding region: 434-1516 (360 amino acids)
Biological process (GO): G protein-coupled receptor signaling pathway; immune response; chemotaxis
Cellular component (GO): membrane
Molecular function (GO): C-C chemokine receptor activity
Source: RefSeq, a predicted model, not a curated record